This is a messenger RNA of Penicillium subrubescens, 780 nucleotides long. RefSeq names its product fungal specific transcription factor domain-containing protein. NCBI's taxonomy places the organism in Eukaryota, Fungi, Ascomycota, Eurotiomycetes, Eurotiales, Aspergillaceae. The record is from RefSeq and is a predicted model, not a curated record. The transcript has 2 exons. Bases 1 to 780 code for a protein of 259 amino acids.
AUGAGCCCUCAGAUCUAUGAGGGAACAUAUGACACCGAGUUUCCACUUAACGUCAACGACGAUGAUCUAUCACCUGAAGCAACUAUCAACGUCCGAUAUCGCCUGAUCCUCAAAGGCACCAUGCCAGGACUUGGACUCACGCGACUGUCGGUCGAAGAUACAACACACGCACUCACCGAAAUGAGCACAUUCAUCGAAAAUAAGCGUCUGAAAUACUGCGUUCUCAGCGUCCCCAUUCAAUGGGUCGCUGCCACAAUGACGCGAAUCGCAUUAGCCCGAUCAUGGCUAGUAGCCCACCUUUCGCUCAUCGCGUCCGACGACUUGAUCUCGGAUCUGUGCCAGCAACGGCGCGAAGUACUCUUCCAAACCGCCAUUGAGGUUCUUGAAUUCACUCAUUUACUCGAAAGUAGCGAUGAGACUGCCCACUGGUCCUGGAUGUUUGAGAUGUAUCGGCAAUGGCAUGCGUUUGCCUUUGUCCUUUCUGAGAUAUAUGUACGGCUACCAUCACAGGCGACUGAUCGUGCUUGGACGAUUGCAAAUUUAAUGUUUCAGCGUUGGCAGCAAGAUGGGCCGCCGCAGGGAUGGGUCCUUUGGAAGCCACUUUCUCGUCUUAUGGAACGCGUCACUGCUAAGAGUGCCAAUGAUAUAUCGACGGGUAGUCCCCAGAAGUCACUCGUGUCUUUUCUAGCUGAUUCUACCCAUAUUCGUCGAUCUGGGCCUCUCAGCAGCCAGGAACAAGUACCAGCAGUGCAUUUGACCCCGGAUCGGAUACCUUGGUGA